Messenger RNA from Nematocida homosporus, 1383 nucleotides. RefSeq lists its product as uncharacterized. The record is from RefSeq and is a predicted model, not a curated record. NCBI's taxonomy places the organism in Eukaryota, Fungi, Microsporidia. Bases 1 to 1383 code for a protein of 460 amino acids. Gene Ontology annotation, molecular function: zinc ion binding; nucleic acid binding. The transcript has a single exon.
AUGGCGGAUCGCAGAAAACAACUAAAGGACGACCCGGGAGCCUUACGUGACCUAAGGCAGAUUGAAGAGACGAUGCAUAAAAGGAAGGAUGACCUUGAGAUGGCCCUCAAGUUUCUCACUUACUCAGAAGACACUGAAGAGUUCCUCAGUUGGGAGGACUUCCUGGGAAAAAGCCCGAGCUGGCAGGAAAUGUCCUCCGCCGAGCGUAUCCGGAUCUUGCUUCAAAAUGGCCUAGCACGAGAUCUGGCCCGUUUCCAUAAGAUUAGCCACAGGCUACGGUCAUACUAUCGAGAGAUUAGUGACCUGGAAGAAGUUGAACCCGAAUCCGUUGAAGUGCAUUGGGACACUGUGCGAAGUAGAAUGAUCGAGAUAUUUAGCUCUGCCGAGGAUGACAGGUUGGAGCUACCCCACUUCAAGAAGGGAGAAAGUCUAACCCACUGGGCCUUGCAUGCCUGCGGACUUUAUGCGGCAAAAGCCCUUACGUGGGCCCAGCUGGUGAAGAAGGUUGAGAAGACCGUUCCACACCCUUCCUUAAUAGGGAAAGUCUUUGAUCCAUCAAAACCAGAGAUGCAGCGAUUUGUAGACGUUUGUCGAGCCAUCGACCGGAAAGAACAAACUCAGCAGACAUCCCAAACUUCGACCACUAAGAAAUCAGGAGGCACCAACUCCCGUUUGAACCUCGUCUGUACGUACUGCAAGAAGAAAGGGCAUAAGGAAGAAGAGUGCUUUACAAAGAAGAACAAAGAGUCGAAAGAGACUAAACCCAAAGCUAAGUUAACGUCUUUGGAACCGCAAAUGAGGACGAACAUACCUCUACCGGAAGAAGAUAAAGUCGAACUAGAAGGACCGUGCAUCGCUGAGUUCACCCUAGGUUCAGGAAAACCAAUGAGUGGAACAUAUGGCACAGGAUCCCAACUGAACGUGAUUAAUUGGGAGAUGUAUGAGCAGUUAGUACAAGAGCAGGGGCCGAUACAGUGUUAUGAACCAGAAAUAACAUCUCUGUAUAACGUAAACGGAAAGGAAGUGAGAACCGAGAGCCUAAUUGUUAUGUCAAUGAGCGUAAAAGGAGUUGAGGUCGGAAGGCAACAAUUCUAUAUUAUCCGAAACAAGAGGCUGGAUCAACCCUUAAUAGGUCUACCUGCUAUUCGAGCAUACGAAAGCCGGAUAGAUGCACUCAAGACAAAAGUACAACUAGAUCAAUAUCCGAUACCCGGAAUUCUUACCAUCACUGAUGCACUAAGAGACACUACCGCGUUCUCCAAGAUCGAUUUAAAGGAAGGGUUCGUCAAUGUUCCCCUACGAAAGAGUGAGAGAGUCAAAACAACUAUAACUAGUACAUGUAUAUCCAACUUAGAUCGGGUUGUGUUUAGUAUUGAAGAGUAA